AUGUCCGAAAUUAAAAAAAAUCAUUGUUCAAAAAAAAUCGAAAAAAAAGAUGUGUUUUCAACAAGUAACAACAAUGAUUCGAAAAAAUCGAACAAAGCAAAAGAAAUCGAGUUUUUCGAGGAUAAUAGUUUAGCAAAAAAUAAGAGAAAGCAACCAACUGAAUCCGAAGAGAAUCCACAACAGCAAAUCGACUGGACUUUAGUAUCUACGACUAUUCUAGCGACAGAUAUAUAUUUAAAUUCAAAUGAAAAUAACUCUAAUUUAUCCAUAACAACUUAUUCGGAUCAAAUGGAAA
Molecule: messenger RNA, 295 nt
Organism: Ambispora gerdemannii
Lineage: Eukaryota; Fungi; Glomeromycota; Glomeromycetes; Archaeosporales; Ambisporaceae
Source: the annotation of a GenBank genome assembly